AUGGCCGCCGCAGUCCGCGACGGGCAGACUGCCCUCGCGCUCCGCCUCGCCAAGCAGCUCGCGCCGGCAAGCGGCAACUUCUCCGCCAAGGGCAACGUCGCCUUCUCUCCGGCCUCCAUCCACGCGGCGCUCUCCCUCGUGGCCGCGGGGGCGCGCGGGGCCACGCUCGACCAGCUGCUCGCCUUCCUCGGGGCGCCCUCGUCGCCGGGCCUCGCCGACUUCGGCCGACGCGUCGUCCACCAGGUCCUGGGCGAUCGGGCGGCUUCCGGCGGGCCGAGCGUCCUCUUCAGCGGCGGCAUCUGGGUCGAGGCCUCGCGCGGCGGAAUCAGCAGGGCCUUCCGGGACGUCGCGGAUCAGUGCUACAAUUCCGUGGCCCGCGCCGUGAGCUUCGCCGACAAGCCGGUGGAAGUGGCGGAGGCGAUCAACAGCUGGGUGAGGACGGCCACGAACAACCUCAUCGACUCCAUCGUCUCCGCCAGCGACAUCACACCCAACACCGACCUCGUGCUCGCCAACGCCGUCUACUUCAAGGCCAAGUGGCUCCACCCGUUCCAAGCCCGCCGCACGGGGCCGGGCACGUUCCACCGGCUCGACGGCACCCGUGUCGACGCGCAGUUCAUGACCCAGACCAUGUACGGCGUGCACUACGCCUCCUCCGUCGACGGCUUCAAGGUCCUCAAGCUCCCCUACAAGCAUGGCUCUGCCUCAGACGACACGCACUACUCCAUGUACAUCUUCCUCCCGGACGACCACCAGGGGAUCGCCGGCAUGGUGGACGCCAUCACCGCAGGGCCGGAGUACCUCUACAGUGUCCUACCCAAGACGGCCAAUAAGUCGGCCGUCCUCACGGUUAGGCUGCCCAAAUUCGAGACAAGCUUCGACUGGGACCUGGGCGACGACCUCCGUCUGAUGGGGCUCUUGCUGCCAUUCUCGCCGGAGUCGGCUGACCUGCGGGGCAUCUUCCACAAGAACCACUCGACUUACCUCAGCAAGGUUCUGCACAAGGCAGUCGUCAAGGUGGACGAAGAUGGGACGGAGGCGGCCGCGGCCACAGUGACGUUGAUGAAGGGUGCUGGAAGGAAGCCACCGACCCAGUUCGUCGCUGACCAUCCCUUCACUUUCUUCAUCAUGGAGGAGCGGUCAGGGGUGAUCGUCUUCGCCGGCCAUGUCCUUGAUCCCACCAACAGAUCAGCAUCCAAAUUGUAGAAACUAACUUCAGGCUAAUUCUUUGCAUUCUAAUAUCUACUUGUGCUA
Messenger RNA from Lolium rigidum, 1254 nucleotides. Its product is annotated as serpin-ZXA-like. The record is from RefSeq and is a predicted model, not a curated record. The transcript has 2 exons. NCBI's taxonomy places the organism in Eukaryota, Viridiplantae, Streptophyta, Magnoliopsida, Poales, Poaceae. Gene Ontology annotation, molecular function: serine-type endopeptidase inhibitor activity. The coding region runs from base 1 to 1206 and encodes 401 amino acids.